Humulus lupulus (European hop) is the source of this 375-nucleotide messenger RNA. RefSeq lists its product as uncharacterized. The record is from RefSeq and is a predicted model, not a curated record. The transcript is spliced from 2 exons. Bases 1 to 375 code for a protein of 124 amino acids. NCBI's taxonomy places the organism in Eukaryota, Viridiplantae, Streptophyta, Magnoliopsida, Rosales, Cannabaceae.
AUGCAAUUCGCCAAUUCUUUGAAUACACCUAUGUUGGGAGGUGAGAAGUUGUCUGCACAUGCCAGUGAUCCUUUUAUGUGUCCUCAUUUCUAUAGAAGUGUGGUUAAUGUCCUUCAAUAUGCAACCAUCACUAGACCUGGAAUCACAUAUGUUGCGAAUAGGGUCUCUCAAGUUAUGCAGACUCCACUUGAAUCACAUUGGAAAGUUGCUAAAAAGAUAUUAAGAUAUCUUAAAGGAUUUUGUGAUCCCGACUGGGCAUCUGACCCUGAUGAUCGCUGGUCUACCACUGGUUUUUGCAUCUACCUGGGUUCAAAUCUGGUGCCUUGGACUUCAAAGAAACAACGGACAGUGUCUCGAUCGAGUACGGAAGCUUAA